Messenger RNA from Vitis riparia (riverbank grape), 1002 nucleotides. RefSeq names its product LIM domain-containing protein WLIM1-like. The record is from RefSeq and is a predicted model, not a curated record. Gene Ontology annotation, biological process: actin filament bundle assembly. The coding region runs from base 117 to 701 and encodes 194 amino acids. Gene Ontology annotation, cellular component: plasma membrane; actin cytoskeleton. The transcript is spliced from 5 exons. Lineage: Eukaryota; Viridiplantae; Streptophyta; Magnoliopsida; Vitales; Vitaceae. Gene Ontology annotation, molecular function: actin filament binding.
CAUAUUAAUGGAGGGGUAGGACACAGAGAGAGAAAGCAAGAGAGAGAAGCAGAUCAAAGAAAAAAAAAAGAUCUCUUCCUCUUCCUCUUCCUAGCUAAGGGAAGGUGUUGGAAGCCAUGGCCUUUGCAGGAACCACCCAGAAAUGCAUGGCCUGCGAGAAGACCGUGUAUCUGGUUGAUCGGCUGACCGCCGAUAAUCGAAUUUAUCACAAGGCCUGCUUCCGAUGCCACCAUUGUAGAGGUACCCUCAAGCUCGGUAACUACAACUCGUUCGAGGGAGUUCUCUAUUGCAGGCCUCACUUUGAUCAACUCUUCAAGAGAACUGGCAGCCUAGACAAGAGUUUUGAAGGAACCCCGAAGAUCGUGAAACCAGAAAAAACAACUGAUCAUAGUGAGAAUGCUGCUACGAACAAAGUCUCGAACAUGUUUGUGGGCACCAAAGAUAAAUGUGUGGGGUGCAAUAAAACCGCUUAUCCGCUUGAAAAGGUCACGGUUAAUGGAACUCCAUACCAUAAGAGCUGUUUCAAAUGCACCUAUGGAGGAUGUACUAUAAGCCCAUCCAACUACAUUGCACAUGAGGGAAAGCUCUACUGCAAGCACCACCAUGUCCAACUCUUCAAGGAGAAAGGCAACUACAGUCAGCUUGAGAGUGACAACGAAAAGGAUUCGGUUUCCGGUAUUCAAGUUGCUGCUGAAUCAUGAUCCAUAGAAGUAGAUUUUCUCCUCAUUCCAUCUCCCUCUUCUUCUGGUUUUUCCCAGUCUCCAUGUUGCUGUGGUGUCUACAGAGUUUUCUUUUUCUUGUUUUUAUACCAAAUAGUUGGUAAUGGAUUUUUGGCUUGUAAGAAGAGAUCUGUGUAUGCCUAGUACUCAUAAAAUUUGUGGAACCUCUCUGGCUUGUUAGUGGUUUAUCGUGGGAGAUUUGUGGGAGUUGAUACAUGAUGUGCUAUGGCUUGCUUCAACAUUUGAAUGAAAUACGAAAUUUUUAUGGCUUGAAAUUCUGCUA